Molecule: messenger RNA, 7711 nt
Organism: Haliotis rufescens (red abalone)
Lineage: Eukaryota; Metazoa; Mollusca; Gastropoda; Lepetellida; Haliotidae
Product: transcription factor Sp4-like
Exons: 7
Coding region: 73-2574 (833 amino acids)
Biological process (GO): regulation of transcription by RNA polymerase II
Molecular function (GO): DNA-binding transcription factor activity, RNA polymerase II-specific; RNA polymerase II cis-regulatory region sequence-specific DNA binding
Source: RefSeq, a predicted model, not a curated record
CAGCCCCUUCGAGUCGAUACAUAUACACGAUAUGGGAAAGUGAACUGUCGAUAUUGAGUCAGUGGGACUACGAUGUCCACAUUAACUGUUCGAAAUUCAAAUCAAGAGUAUGUAGUGCCGGCGAGUUCAUCACAGGAUGUCCAGCCGUCCCCUUUAGCCCUUCUGGCUGCGACUUGCAGUAAGAUCGGAGCCCCUCCAGAAGCUGACGCCUACAAUCAGGGAGGGGCCCAAACAGUGCGCGUGUUAGGGGCCGGACAAUCAACUACAGCGCCAGGGGAAAUUGUUGCUCCUAGUUGGGUGCAACUGCCAACAGGUGCAGUCGUGGACGCCAACGCUAGUAAUGGAGGAAAACAGACUGGGACUGUCGCGAAUCUUGCGGCGGCAGGACAGCUUAUUCAACAAAGUCCGCAAGUUGUGGCAACGGUUGGACCAGGUGGCAGUAUCACGUACAAUGUUAUCCCAUCCUUCCAAACAGUUUCAGUGGAUGGUCAGGAAGCAAUUAUUAUACCAGCAGGGUCAUCAGGGCAAGCUUUUUUUGCUGCUGGAGGGAUUGGAAAUCAGACUAUGGUUACCCCUACAGGUCAGAUUGUAAGAGCACAAGGUCUCUCUGGUGCCAAUGUGAUAUCAAAUGUGGGGUUUCCAAACCUUACAGGGAAUGUUGUAAAUCUUGGAGGUAAUGUGCUUAACCUGGCAACCGCCGCAGGUAUGCAGUCUGCAGUGCGUGCUGCUGCUCCAGGAGUGGUGCAGACAAUGCAACUACCACUGAAUCAGGUACAACAAGUUCCCAACAUGAUUCAAAUUCCAGUGUCAGUUGGUGGGCAAACAGCAAUUCAAACUAUCCAGUUGCCUCUUCAGACAUUCCCAACUGGAUUACAGACCGGUUUACCCCAGGGUAUGGUGGCAGCUACUGGGGCAGUAGGAUCUUUUGGGACUGCUGCACAGGCAUUGUCACAGAGUCAAAUGACUUCCUCUACCCAGGUGCCACAUUCUGUUUCAACUCCUACAUGUGUGUCUGCUCAAACUGCAUCAGAGGAGGUCCAGGCAAAGUCUGAAAAGGUGGUCGAUGAAAUAAAAAUAUCAGCUGGACAAACAUUAUCGUCAAUUAAUCAACAACAAUUAUCAGCAGCUCAACAGACUGCCAAUAAUAUUCAAACUGCAAUUGCAAAUCAGGCAGUUGCAAAUGGUAAUUUUGCAAAUAUAGCUAUUGGCCCUAAUGGCAUACCAACUUUAAUUCCAUUAGGAGCAAAUAUGCUUAACACAGGUACAGCUCAAUUAGUGCUACCUGCUUCACAACCAGGUGCAGUUUCCCAAAACCCAGUAUCAUAUGCUGUAGCUUGUUAUCCCCAGGGUGGGACAGCAACCACAACUACUACAACCACAUCAAGUUCUAAUGGUAACCAAAAUCUGAAUUCAAAUGUUGUUACAAACAUUUUAAGCCCACAACAGAUCAUGCAAGGUGUAGGACAAAAUAUUAAUGUAGCUAACCUUCAGCUGGCAGGACAGAGUCAAGUAAUCUCUCAGAAUAUUUGGCAGCAAGCACUCAAUGUAGCUAAUGUUAGACCAACUAAUCCACAGACUGUUCAAGUCCAGAAUCUUCAAAGUCUUCAGAACAUACAAAGUUUCCAGACAAUACAAAAUCUUCAAAACAUGCAAGGUCUGCAGGCUGUUGCCCCACAAGGACAAAUCAUCAGUGGAUCUUCUGUGCAGAAUCUUGGUGCAGUGACACUGUCAUCUACUGGGGCAAUCACUGGUAUAACUCAAACCCCCAACCUGCAACAGUUGAAUCCCCAGGUACAGGCUAUCCAGGGCAUUGGCAGUCAACAGAUGUCUACAACACAAUCAGCAAAUGGAACACACAUUAUUGCAACCACAGCUACCGGACAACAAGUUCCUUUCCAGCAGGAUCCGAAUGAUCCAACAAAAUGGCAAGUUGUAGCCACUUCCCCAGGGACACCUAUCAGCACUCUUAGUCCAACACAAGUUUCGUCACAGUCAGUGGCUUCUGACACACCCACUCCAGGACGCAGACUGCGCCGUGUUGCUUGCACAUGUCCAAAUUGUCAAUCUGACGGAAGAAAUACAGGAGAAAACAAGAAGAAACAGCAUAUAUGUCACAUGCCUGGAUGCGGAAAAGUAUAUGGGAAGACUUCACAUCUACGCGCUCACUUAAGAUGGCAUACUGGAGAACGACCAUUUGUAUGUAACUGGUUGUUUUGUGGCAAGAGAUUCACACGUUCUGAUGAACUGCAGAGGCAUAAACGAACACAUACAGGUGAGAAAAAAUUCCAGUGUUCAGAAUGCAACAAACGCUUUAUGAGGAGUGAUCACUUGUCAAAACACAUCAAGACACACAACAACCGCCGCAGUGGUCAGCAGAAUGCAGUAUCUAGUACUCAAGUGACAACAGAGGAGGAACCAGACAUUGAGUACAAUGAAGAACACGAUUCUAUCCAAAAUAGUCAUCAAGUGGAAAAUGCAGAAGACGAUGAUGAUGACGAUGAUGACGAUGAGGAUGAGGGCAGUGACUCUGCAAGCAUGAAAUUGAUGGUUGAAGAUGUUACACAGCAGCUUUAGAGUCAAUACUGAUUCAGUUCACCAUGUGCGAUCCAACUAUAGGCAUAACAAUUACAGUCUGUGACUUAAGCCACUAGUCAAAAGCCAAGGUCUGAAAGUCCAUGUAGUUCACGUUCAGACUGGUAGACUGAAGUUUUCUGGGCGGAGACUGCAUUUGGCUCAGCUUUAUGUAUCAACCAUAUCUCAUAAACAUGAGAAUAACUCACAAACUUAUAAAUAUCUUCACUGACCUCUUGAGAAUCUAGUGGAACUCCAUUGUUGACGUACCACUGUAUAAAUAAAGCUGAAAUGUGUUGUAUAUAAUUCAAGCAUUGUCAUUACAGUAGACUGAUCUUCUUAAUAAAGACAGUUAUUUUAUCCCAUUACGUACAGAAACGCAUGCAUUAAAUGAAAAACUCUAAAAGAGCAUGCAUAAUAUAAACAGUGAAGCUUUUUCAGCAUGCGUGCAACGGAGCUAAUUUACGAAACACAAUUACAAGCUAAAGUACUGACGGGAAUGCUAGAAAAAUGCUUUUUGUCCGUUAAAAAAGGAUAGAAUUUUUCACAGACUGUUGCUAUUGAAGUAUCGAGUAACUACCGAUUAAUCGACCUCUGGUUUGAAGUAUUUCAGUCACAAGGAGUCCUAUCGACAAGUUAACAGUAAGUUCACAUUUAUUCUAAGUCCAAUGAUGGCAAUCUAAAAUGGACUAUAGAAAUAUGCGCUCAUGACUCUGUUAUAAUGAUAGUAAUGUAGUCUUCAUAAAACAUCUUAUCCACACAAAAAAAUCAUAUCGAGAAAGUUCUAGAUGUACAGCUUCUAAAAUAACAAACUGUUCCCAUGAUGCAUGUUACAUUACACUUUCAUAGCCAUAGCCAUGGUACACGACAUAGAGUUUGUACUAGGAAAUGUAUACAAGUUCUUUACUCUUCAGAGAGAUAGGUGAAAACCAUUUAUUAGUUAAGAUAGGGUGAUUUACCGAAUUGCCCAAGCUGUUGGGUUUUAAAUUCAUGCCAUCAAGUUUACGGUAUGAUAAGUAAAACAAAAACGGUAUAGGGGUAGUCUGAAAAAGAAAACCGAGACAUAAAAGGAUAUUAGACAGCUUUGAUACAGGGUGAUUAGGCGUGUAGUGUACAAGCUUGAAUGAGCAGAAGGUACCCCUGACUUGUAGGAAAAUUUGGGAGGAAAAAAGACAUGAUUAAUGUUUCCCGGACUGCACUAACAAUUGCUCUCCACGAGAUGGGAUUUCGAUACACUGUGCGUGGCGAUGACCAAGCAAUUUUCAGGGAAAAUUAUUUCAUCCUGUCUAUGAGAUCACAUUCUCUCCGCACCAUUCAUAACUGUCGCAGUCAGGGCUUCCAGAUCAUUUACCUUGACAACAACAUGUGACUUCAUGUGGCUACCAUCAGAUGGACAAAAAGCACACAUGGUACCAUCAUUAAAGGUAAUCAUUUCAUUGUUUUGUAUGCUGGAACCCCUGAUCUGUGGCUUUUUGAUGGCUAGUUUUCAAGGCAAAAACAACAACUGGUGAUUAUCAUAAGGAAUGAAUAGUGAUGUGUUCAGAGAGCCCAUUUUAAACAUACUCAGAGUAAUUGUCAUUGAUAACACCAGUUAAUAUAACGUCCGGGAAUCACAUAGUGUCGCGCCAACCAUCAGCAGUCUGAAGGCGACCAUACAGGAAUAUAUGACAUAAUUGACUUCAGACCAUCUGAAACAAAACUUCAACUCAUGGAGAAAAUUCAGCUGAAUAAGAAAACCAGUAAAGUACAAGACAUAUUUGCUGGCCGCACAACAAGGUCACGUUGUCUUACGUACGUAAGUCAGACAUUGUGAUCUCAACCCUAUUGUGCAAACCAAUUGAGCUAACUGUGAAGGCUUCAUGGCAAGAUAUAACACAACAUUCAAACUCACACAUGUCAAAGAUAGGAUCAACGCAGUCUUUGCUAGAUAUCAGCAUUGUUGAACCAGUUAUCAUACCUUUGGGUGACAGUACAGAUUCAUACACGUCAUCAGUGUAGAUAGAUGCUACAACAAGAAAUCAUCUGUGGAACAACAAAUACUUCUUGAUACAAAAAACGCAACUUUCCAAUACUCAUCCCGUUUCAUAGUUUUUGAGUAUUCCAUCAUUUUUCUCAAACAAAUAUAAUGCAGUACAUAUCCAAAAUUGCUACCCCAUCAAGGCACAUUUCAAUUAAGUACAAUAACAGCAAUAUUGUGAGACCACCCCCAACUCUGGUGACAUUUGCACCUGUGAGAAUGCACGGGCCUGUGUGAGGCCAUCACCUCGAGAAAGGUGUUGGGUAAUUACCUCGGGUUUUUGGCUGUUUCAUACAUGCAUAACAACACACGAAUAUUUUCUAAGUUUAUCAUCAUUUUACCUGUAAAAGUACAUCUUAAGGGUAAUCACAGUGUCAGUUAGGAUAGGCUAAAUUAGGUCAAUUUGCGUUUGCUUUGAUAUAUAAAUGUAGCGAACGCGAGGCCCAUCAAUAUGUGGACUAUAUUUUGGAUGAAGUUAUUUCCAUGUGUCCAAGGGGCGGUCGGGUAGCCUAGUGGUUAAAGUGUUUGCUCGUCAAGCCAAAGACCCUGUUUCGAAUCCUGACAUGGGUACAACGUGUGAAGCCCAUUUCUGGUAUACCCUGCCGUGAUAUUGCUGGAAUAUUGCUAAAAUCGGCGUAAAAACCAUACUCACUCCUUGUGUCCAAUCUCUGACUGCUUGAUAAAUACUAUUUUGAGAAAAGUUAUUGACAAAGUGCACGGAAAGAAAAAAAGACACACCUGCGUUAGUACACGAACAAACGCAGAAUGGAAAAGAAAGUUUCCAAUUCUUUAAAAUAAGGGUGAGCUGCAGUUUGGUUAAUUUCAAUGUCGUUUCAUUAAUGCGAAACAUUGUGUGGGCUUAAAAAAUUAUGGAACCAGUAACAUUCAAAAGUCAAAUAUUACUAGACACAAUGAAAUUACUUGUUUUGUUACUUUAUUUUGAGUAAAUGAAUCCGAUGAAUCACCUCCUAAAUAAAAUAAUGCAGUUGUCUUGGUCCGAGUUACUGAGCAGAACAUUUUCAAACAUAGUGCAUUUUUGGCAAUUACUUUUCUGCAAGUUUCAAUGCAAUCCAAAUACCACAACAUAAAUACAGAAAUUUUAUCCUGCACUAUACAGGGUACUGGCCUACUUGAUAUACUGAAAUACAGUUGAAAGAGAUUUUUUUCUUAAACAAAAACAUAAUUUAAUUUUUUUGAAAUGUUGAAAUGUUGAUUCAUUUUGGGGAAAAAAACCCAAUAAUGAUGAACAGAUGAAUAAAAUUUAUUGGCUACCCAAUGAAAACUGUAGUAACCAAAUUAAAAUAGAAACCUUUGAGUAAAAUCUCAAUUGCUUAAAAAUUUAUCUGAAGCUCUGCAUUGCUAUGACCAUUACUCACAGUUAUCCAGAGUGACUACAAGAGAGAACUCAGAAUGUUGACAUUUACCUCACUCCCAAUUAAUUCCAAACAUUAGCAACAAGUCGCCUCUGUGAUUGAUUACACUGCUAUGGCAUAAAAAGGGUAUGGCAGUGGAAGGGAGGGGUGUCUUGUGGAGAUGUGCUCAAUCUAUGGAACUAAUCCUGGACGAUUUUUGGAGACUCAUUCAGUAAGCUUUUGCAAUUGAGUAUUUUAUGGCUCACCAGUCCUUGAAAGGCAAUGUGAGAUAUUGUCAUCACAUGUCGUCAGUUAACAUCACAGUUUGUUUUUUUUAAUAUUUUCUGCUCCUUCCCUAAAAUAGCUACAUGGAUGAGCUGCUCUUUUUGUAAAAAAAGGGGUUAAAGUUUGUACAAGGUAUCAAAACUAGAAUUUCAGGAAGGCCAUUGGGUAGCAUCUUUGGUUUCAAACAAGACAAUAUUUUAAAUUUAGUCAAAAACUUAAUGGGGGCUGCUCAAGGCAUCUUGAUUUGGAAUCAAUGUGGCUGCCAGCAUCAAUAUUGUAAAAUACAAACAAAAACAAAACCAUCAUUUAUUUGUCAUACAUUAUUUCAUCAUUCCUCAGAAACAACUUCAUCAAUGAAGCUGAAACUUAGCAUGCUUAUUCUUGCCAAUGAUGACACCUGAACUUGUUCAAGAAGUUCAAAUCUGAUGUUCAGUAUGGAAGCCAUAUUGAAAAAGCUAUUUAUGUCCAUAGUUCAACCCAAUCGGCUCAGAAUCUUCUCUGACCCGAGAAGAUCCGGGGUAGAAUAGGUCUUCAGCAACCCCCCCAUCGCUGUAAAAAGCGACUGCUUGUCGUAAGAGGUGACUAACGGAAUCAGGUGGUCAUGCUCGCUGACUUGGUUGAUGCAUGUCAUUGAUCCCUAUUGUGUGGAUCGAUGCUCAUGAUGUCAAUCACUGGAUUGGCUGGUCCAGACUCCAUUAUUUACAGACCACCGUUAUAUAGCUGUGAUAUUGCUGAGUGCGGUGUUGCUUGAUGUUUGAAAAGUCCAUUUAUGGCCAUUUCUCAUUCUUGUUCAGAAUGUCAUGAAAUGUGCAUUUAGUAGUUUAGCAAACAUAUUUGUUCCAGUUUAUGCAAUAUUUUAUAUUUUUACAUGAUUUGGCAUUUGCACUUUCACCAUGCUCUUACAUGCUUGAAAACUUCAUGUGCUUGUUCCCCCCAAUAAUGCCACCUGAAGUUGAAGUUGGAAUAUCAAUACUGACAGCAACUUUUGUUAGUGUCUGUCUUAACAACAUUUUAUACUGUACUACAUAUUCAGGUGAGCAACAGUACCGUGGCACUCUUUUGUUCAAGCGAAAAUAGCAAUGGUAUUCUGAGUGUGCACAAUUCUUCUCUUUUAAGAAAGAAACAAUAUUUGUACAAAUAUGUUUAAAUAGGACACAAGUUCAAGGAUGUAUAUUUGGCCUGGCAAAACAUCUUAUAUCUUUUAAAACAGACUUUAAUUCCAAAUUUAUUCUUUGUUCAUAUUGUUUUUUUGCAUAUAUGUUAUAUUAAAUAAGUAUAUUAUAAUAAAAUUGGAACGUCUAUAUAUCAAUAAAUAUUGAUAAAAUUCACUCUAUAUUGUCAUAUGUCUGUAUUUCUUUCUUUUUUGAGCUCCCUGUAGAGUGUAUGCUGGUAUUUGUGCUCAGCCGCUUUUGGUUUUCUCAACCAUGCACUUAUGACAGAUGUUGGAGACUUACCUGUAGUAAGUGAAUUAAACUAUGCAUGCAGA